Didymella exigua CBS 183.55 is the source of this 2228-nucleotide messenger RNA. RefSeq names its product RCC1/BLIP-II. Bases 74 to 1783 code for a protein of 569 amino acids. Gene Ontology annotation, molecular function: guanyl-nucleotide exchange factor activity. NCBI's taxonomy places the organism in Eukaryota, Fungi, Ascomycota, Dothideomycetes, Pleosporales, Didymellaceae. Gene Ontology annotation, cellular component: cytoplasm. The record is from RefSeq and is a predicted model, not a curated record. The transcript has 3 exons.
ACAACACACACCACAGACGUCUUGAAGCAUUUGACCAAGUCCACACCACCCAUCGGACUGCAAUUCACCCAGCAUGGCGCGUGCUGCACCGUCCCGCGCGGCGAGCGCAAAGCCCCUUGCGGCUUCAGAAAAUAAAGAGAACAAAGUCAAUGGCACAGCUGGCACCCGCCCCAGUCGCGCAAAGACAACAGAGCCUGCGCACGUGACAAACGGCACCGCUGUGAACGGCGCCGCUGCAGAUGCUCCCACAAAAUCGGCUGGACGCGCCCGCGCAUCAAAGACAGUAACGCCCGCGCCCGCGCCCGCGAAGAAGAUGGCCAAGCGCAAGAAGGCCGAGGAGAGCGACAUUGAGGAGGAAGGCGCAGAGCCCGAGGCGAAGAAGCCCAGGAGUGCAAAGGCCGCCGUCGAGCCCUCGAAGCCCGCUCCCCGCGGCCCCCGACGAGUGCGCGGCAACAAGACGGAGAUCAACGCGAUCCGCUACACCGAGCCGCUGAAGGUUUUCGUCUUCGGCGAGGGCAGCUCCGGCGAGCUCGGGUUCGGCGCGACCAAGAAGGCCAUCGACGUCAAGCGCCCGCGCUACAACGAGGCCCUGAGCAACCAGAACGUGGUCCGCGUCGCAGCAGGCGGCAUGCACGUCCUCGCGCUGACCAAGGACAACAAGAUCCUCACCUGGGGCGUCAACGACAGCGGCGCGCUUGGUCGCGACACGUCCAACGCUGACGUCAAGCUGCGCGACGUGGACGCUGAUGAGGACUCGGACUCUGACGACGAGACCGGCGGACUGAACGACGUCGAGGCCACACCGACCGCCGUCUCCGCCGAGUACUUCCCGGAGGACACCGUCUUUGUGGACGUCGCCGCUGGUGACAGCUGCUCGUUUGCGCUCACCACUGAGGGCGCUGUCUACGGCUGGGGCACAUUUCGCAAGAACGAGGGCAUUCUCGGCUUCGAGAAGGGCACCCAUACUGCACGCUUCCCUGUCUACAUCGACGGUGUCACCAAGGUCACGCAGAUCGCCUGCGGAACCAACCACGUCCUCGCCCUCGACAACACACAGCACAUCUACGCCUGGGGCAACGGCCAGCAGAACCAGCUCGGUCGCCGUGUCACCGAGCGCACUCUCACCGAGUCGCUGCAGCCGACUCGUGUCGGUUUCCACGACAGCUCCGUCAAGCGCCCCAGCCAGAAAAUGGUGGGAAUCGCGUGUGGUGAUUACCACGGUUUCGCGCUCGCUGAGGACGGCCAUGUCUGGUCGUGGGGUGUCAACAACUACUGCGAAACAGGUGUCCCUGAGAACGCCGGCGCCGACGAUGCCAGCGUCCUCACUCCCCACGUCGUACACAGCCUCAAGGGCAAGAACAUUGUGUCCAUCGCAGCCGGUACGCAUCACAACAUCGCCAUCUCCAAGGACGGGGAGUGUUUCGUCUGGGGCCGCUGCGACGGCGCGCAGACCGGUCUUCCCAUGGCAACAUUGGAAGCCGAGAACGACGAAGAGAAGGUCCUCAAGAACCACGGCAAGGCCAAGAUUCUCAUCGAGCCCACACCUCUCCCCAACGUCAAGGACGUCGUCACCGGCGCCUGCGGACCCGACCACGCCAUUGUCAUCGACAAGAACGGCAAGGCGUACUCGUGGGGCUUCUCAGCAAACUACCAGACCGGCCAGGGCACCGACGAGGACAUUGAGGAGGCCACACUCAUCGACAACACCGCCGUGCGCGAGACGAAGCUCACCUGGGCCGGCUGCGGUGGCCAGUACUCAGUAUUAGCAGCCAAGAAGGAGUAGGAGACCGAAAAGCGUUUCAUUUCAUCAAAUUGCAAUCCCAUCUACUAGGAUCUACCUCGUCGCGCCUACGGAGGCGUUCAUCCGGCAUAUGAGGCGUUUGGGUGCAUAGCGUGGGGUUCGUCUUGCGGCUCUUUCUUCAAAGACACGUGGUUGAGAAGGCAUCGUGAGCCUGGUCGGCUAUGUGGUGUUGGAUGGCUUGUUAUAGUAAAAUAUCAUCCUGUUCCGUCUUCGAAGCCAUGGCCCUGUUCGAUUGUGAAGAACUCGGGCGCAUCCACCACCCAGGAGCAAUGUGCAAGCAUUCGCCCCUAUCCACUGAAGACAUCGGCGACGACGUUAUUUUCGCACGGGACGGCUGCCCGGGAGGGUUCCAUCUGCACAAUCUCAACCGUCAUCUUGCAAUCAGGAGCACCUCAUGUAGACACAAUCGACUUGACUCGUAUUCGAC